Abrus precatorius (Indian licorice) is the source of this 462-nucleotide messenger RNA. RefSeq lists its product as uncharacterized. The transcript has 2 exons. The record is from RefSeq and is a predicted model, not a curated record. Lineage: Eukaryota; Viridiplantae; Streptophyta; Magnoliopsida; Fabales; Fabaceae. The coding region runs from base 1 to 462 and encodes 153 amino acids.
AUGGCGCCAUUUGAGGCUCUGUAUGGGAGGAAGUAUAGAACUCCCUCGUGUUGGAAUGAGACUGGAGAGGUCUCACCUGUGACCGGAGUUGGGGCUCUGAAAUCUAGAAAGUUAUCCACUAAGUUCAUUGGGUCGUUCGAUGUGCUGAGUAGAAUCAGCGCUGCAACUUAUCAAAUAGCAUUACCCCCAAAUCUUUUAAACGUACAUCCAGUGUUUCAUGUGUUACAACUCCGAAAAUAUCUGUUGGAUCAUUCUCACGUGAUUGACCUCGACCUGAUUCAAGUGAGAGAGGACUUAUCACAUGAUGUGUACCCAGUGAAGAUCGUGGAUCACCGUGUUAAGCAGUUGAAGGGCAAGGAGAUCUUGUUGGUGAAAGUGACAUGGAAUGCAAAUGACGAAGGAGAUGUUAUGUGGGAGACUAAGAAUAGGAUGAAGGAAUUGUAUAUGAAAUUAUUCAUGUGA